Tachysurus vachellii is the source of this 3508-nucleotide messenger RNA. It is a transcript of the gene tom1, whose product is annotated as target of myb1 membrane trafficking protein. The coding region runs from base 108 to 1523 and encodes 471 amino acids. Gene Ontology annotation, molecular function: phosphatidylinositol binding; ubiquitin binding; clathrin binding. Lineage: Eukaryota; Metazoa; Chordata; Actinopteri; Siluriformes; Bagridae. Gene Ontology annotation, biological process: signal transduction. The transcript has 16 exons. The record is from RefSeq and is a predicted model, not a curated record. Gene Ontology annotation, cellular component: endosome; membrane.
GAGUUUCCAGUUCGCCGGGUAAAACCCCUUUUAAACACGGGAGUGUUUGUUUUUUUUCGGUAUUGUGAGGUAUUCUUCAAAAACCUGAUACCGACUUCACAGACAAUAUGGAGUUUUUAACAGGAAACCCUUUCUGUACACCUGUAGGACAGCGAAUAGAAUAUGCCACAAGGUUGCAGUCAGAAGACUGGGGACUCAAUAUGGAGAUCUGCGACAUCAUAUGUGAGACAGAAGAUGGCCCUAAAGAUGCAGUCAGAGCAAUAAAAAAGAGGAUUGUGGGGAACAGAAAUUUUAAAGAGGUCAUGAUGGCAUUAACAGUUCUGGAGGCCUGUGUGAAAAACUGUGGCUACAGGUUCCAUGUCCUAGUGUCUACCAGAGAUUUUGUAGAAGGGGUUUUGGUCCGAACUAUUUUACCUAGAAACGAGCCUCCUUUGGUUGUUCAUGACAGAAUACUGAGUAUCAUACAGGCCUGGGCUGAUGCAUUCCGUAGCUCCCCAGAUUUAACUGGUGUAGUUUGUGUGUAUGAAGAUCUCAGAAGGAAAGGAACAAUGUUCCCUGUGGCUGAGUUGUGUAGCCCAAUACACACCCCUAACAAGCGUUUUUUUCCUCCGAAUGAAUGUGAGGCUUCCCUCUCACCCACACAUCAAGCUCAGACCCAACAGCAGACAAACACUCCCUGGCAAAACACAGAGGGUCCAAUCACCUUAUCACCUGACCAGGUGAAAAAGUUGACGUCUGACCUGGAAACAGUUUACAGUAACCUUAAAGUGAUGUCAGAAAUAAUUACUCAGAAGUUUCCUGGGACCAAUCAGCAGUCAAAUACAGAUCUCCUGAAGCAGUUGUACUCCACAAGUAAAGAGAAGCAGGACCAAAUAGUUCAUCUCAUUCCCAGAGUAACUGACGAGAAGCUGGUAGGGCAGCUGUUGAUUGCUAAUGAUGACAUGAACACAACCUUUACAGAAUAUCACAGUUUUGAGAAACGUCUUGACAGGCAGAAUUCGAAACAAUCGGGUGCCAACCUCAUUGACCUUGAAGCUCCCUGUAAACCAUUAAGCCAAUCACAACUGGAAACUCCAUUGUGUGAACCAAUCAGUCAAACAGUCAGCAGUCUGUCAAGUCAUAUGUCUCAUCUGAGCACACACGAUCAGGGUAUUAUUCAGAGAGAGAAUUCAUCAGAGAAGCUUGAAGAUGGGGAGAGUCAGAAAAGCUCUGUAUUAGAUGAACUUGCAGCAGGAAGCAGUCAGCUACACAGUGCUGGACGGGAUAACAGCCCAGACUCCAGCCUCCUCGGCUCCUCACCUCAGUUUUAUUGGAUGGUGGAAAAGGGAAUGAUUCCUGUCAAUCAGAGCGAAGUGAUGGACAAUAUUGAACAGUGGCUUGAUGAAGAUGAUGAUGAUGACUUGGCAGAUGGAGGUGUCACUAGUGAAGAGUUUGAAAGGUUUUUGGCAGGCAGAGCGAAAGCAGCCGAGCGUCUUCCCUCUGCGAAACCUUCCUCUAAUGACCGCAUGCCCUCACAACCAUAGUUCUUUACAGGAGCACAGUCAUCCACCCACCAUCAACAAUCUGUAGCAAGUGGAUUGGUUUGUACCAUUGUGCUUUAUGUAAGGGGAUUUCUGUUUUAUUUAUAUGGUGCUGUGUCAUCUGUCCUUCUUGUAAAUAUUUAAACUAUAGGGUCAAGACAUUGUUUUAAUCUGGUUUAUAUUGUUUUGGGGGUUUUCCCACAUGGUUACUUUAUAGUGUAAUAACAUGAAUUUGAAAAUUUCCACUGACAGGUUUUUGGCACUGAUUUAAUACCCUUCUCAAUUUCACCUGGUUAUUAGAGGUUAUCCAAUUAUGGUUAUCCAUUGUUGAUUUGGGCAAAAGAGAUGCCCAAAGGUUUUGAGAUUAUUGUAGUGGCAGAACAGAACAAACUAUUUUUUGAAUGUACUAUUUAGUUCUCAUAAACAUAAAUAUCUGCUUCAAUCCAAUGUUUGGAUUAAUGUUGGUGGGUUUCCUCACAGUUCUCAGAUUUCUUCCUAGCUCCCCCAAAACAUGCUGCAUUGACUGUUAAAUUACCUCUAUGUGAGAAUGAUUUGUGAAUGUAGUUCCCAUUCCAUUACAUGGGGUGGGUGGUUGAAUGGAUGAAUGAGUGGGAGUUUGGAUUGAUGGGUAGAUGGAUACACAAAUGGAUGGAGUGGAUAAGGAUGUGUGGAUAUAUAGGGAUGGAUGGAUGGAUGGAGUGAGUGGGAGGAUGAAUGGAUGGAUGGGAGGGGUCUAUGGCAAUGGCUGCCAACUCUAGUCAUUGUCAUCUGCAAGUGGAGCUCUAACACACAUCUAGGCACAUCUGCCAAGAAGUGUUGUGUAACAGGCUACAUGCAGUCUGAAUUAUGUCUGAUUACAACAAUGGAUACUUUAUAAAAUACACAUGAUCAAACUAGUUACUUUUUUAACUUAUUACUUUUAAGUGGUUACUUUUUUAUUUUGAAUGCCCAUAAAUUAUCUGAAUGUUACUAAUAUCAGAGAGUUGGCUAGUUAUCUGCUAGCUGUCUACUGCGAUGUUAUUUAAUUGUCUACUUUAUCACAUAUUGCUUUCCUAUUUAUUUAUAUUUAUAUAUCUUCCCAUAUGAUUCUAGCAAUCUCAGCUAACAGUUCAUAACAGAAGGCAGUGAAACAUGUACGUGUAAAUGUAAACGUCCAUGCCUAGCUUCAGGUUGCACUAGUGUACCCUUGGGUACAAGAUUGUAAAGUUUUGAGCUGAUUCUGAUUGUAUAGAUUGGUGUUUAGAGUUAAAAAUUUAACAAAGCACAAAGUUAAUUUUAAAAACUGACACUGUUCAGGGAAUGUUACAUACGAGAUGCACUUUAGACCUCUGAUCAUGAAAUCCUACUUGUUUGGUAAAUCUUAGAUGGUUAACUAGCAGUUAACUAGCCAACUAGCUGGUCCAUAUUUUAUUUCAUUAUUAUGUUAUGGUAAGAUGUUAAACAUUACAGUUACUUUUGUAGAAUUUGUGGUUAUAGUAAAAAAAAAUGGGGGGGGGGGGGAAUACAGUAAGUGAAUAAGCACUUGAAUGAAUCCUGUAAUUUUACAGAUGAAUCCUGUAAUUUUAUUUGAUUUUAUUCUGAUGAAAGGAGUGUUAUUCUACAUUCUCAGUACUUAAUGUUAUAUUACCUAAAAGAUAAUAAGCAGGUUUUAAUAAAUGCAUGUUGCUAAUGUAUUUCUCUUUGCACAGAAGUACUGUAUAUGAAGGCAAUAAAUCGGUUAGCAUCAAGGCCGUCCAAAAUAUGUCAGAGUUUAUACUCCAGUUAUACUCCACUAACAUGAUUUAUCAGUCAUCUCCCUAACACUGCUGUCCUUCAAUCUUAGACUAGAAAGUUUCUAAAUUUAACUUUUAAGUUUUUAAAUCAGUAAUUAUGGAUCAGACUCCCAUAUAGGUGAAAUGUAAUUAUACAACGUGGAGAUGAAGAGUUCAGCUGGGGUGAGUUUUUUUUUCUGUAGUGAAAUGUUUAUAGUUUGUAUGGUUUGGAUUUAC